This is a messenger RNA of Moneuplotes crassus, 858 nucleotides long. NCBI's taxonomy places the organism in Eukaryota, Ciliophora, Spirotrichea, Euplotida, Euplotidae. The record is from the annotation of a GenBank genome assembly.
GGUAAUUUGAUCACCAUUUACAUGUUCGUUACUCACACUUUUGGGAUUCCCAAAAGCGCCAAUCAGCCUAACAGUGGUCUUUAGAUGAACAGUCCUCAUAAAAAAGAACACCCAGAGAGUGAGACCCCUCUUAAGAUUUCACAGAGUGAAUUUCCUUUCUGUUCAAAUACUGAGAUCAAAAAAUUCAAAGACCAAAUGAUAAAGAAAAAGGAAUCUGAAAUUAAGGAAAAAUUUGAUGAACUUGAAGAUGAAAAGAAUUCUAACAAUUGUUCAUCCAAACCUAGCCCAUAUCGUUACAGGAAAGAUGUCUGUUACAAGUUUAUUUUAAGAAAAUUCAAAAAUUACUACACAAAAGACUUCACAGAAGCUACCAACUUUACUUCAAAGCAUAAGAACAGAGAUGAAAGAGUAAGAUCGCUAAAGUUAUGCAUGCUGAAUUAUUGAGGUAUGAGAGGGCUACUAGAGAGGAGCGCAGAGUUCCCCUUCCUACUCAGCUCCUUCCUCUUCCCUAAGUACUCAAGAGAGAUCAUUGAUUCGAUGAUUGAGGAAAGCAGCGAUCCUAACAUAAAGGAGAAAUUAGAGUUGUUGAAGAAGAUCAUUGAUCUUCUCAAGAAUUUAGUUAAGAAUUAUUCGGAAAUCAAACUGAAGAAAGUGGUCCGCAUCCCUGAAAUACGAUAUCUUUUAUUAAACUUUAUAAGAAGAGCAAGGCAAGGCGAGAUAGAAAUCAGCGGAAUGAUAAAGGAAGACCCAGAAAAAGAUAGAGAAUACCUUAAGAAAAUAAUCAAAAACUUUUAUGAAAGUGUCGACAGCCAAGUUCAAAGUAUCAGAAAUUCAAACUGAAUGGAUCAUAGUGAUUAA